UAUUGGUAAUAGCAACGACUAUUUUUCGCAUUUAUAAUAUAGGGCCAUAUAUUUUCAUGAACAGUAAAUUAUGAGGCGGCUUGCGGCUGACUAGGCGCCGCCAGGGGCUUCUUUAUAGUGUACCAAAAUUGAUAAAACAAUUGAAAACAUUCCGAUCCACACACACGCACACUCACACUCACACACACAAGCUUCUUGAAAUAUCUCUGACUUUCCUGUUAGCUAAAUUUUAGAUACGUGUUUUUCUGCUAUGAAAGCUCUGUGCAAAUUCUUGAGUUUAGAUAUAGGCAGUAAGCUGGCGGACUUCUUCGAUAUCUCAUGCGAAGCUGACGCUACUACUGGCCCGGGUAGCUCGAGCCGGUAUUCUGUAAAUCCCGUGGAGUGUCUGAGCUACACCAUUCGGCACAAGUAUCCCAAGCGCCUGGUCACCUACGAUGCCGAGGCGCGUUGCGAGCCACGAAAUAUACGUUCUUCGGAUAUAACCACACCUGCAGAUACAAUAAGACCAGAUUGCCAGAAACGGAAAAAGCCUUCCCGCCAGAUAGACACCGAUGCGGAGCUGCUAAGCAAAUGCUGUGAGCCCUUCAACCUGAAGGAGAAGUAUACGAAGAAGCACCUGCGACAGCUGGAGCUUCGUGCCAAGGCGCUGUACCAACUCGCAGAUCAGAAGCAGAGCAACUGCGCUGAGAAUACUGCUAAACCAAGCUGGGAGUGCCUCAGUCCGAGUCAAAAGCUACGUUUCCACUGGAAGGCUCUGACUGGCCACGAGCUGCGCUCGACGCCCUACGCGAACUUCAGGGAGAUUUUCAUCACGCGCUACCUCAAAGAGGGUUCCCAGAUCAAUGUGCGCCAGCUGAGCACCGUGGUGCGGCGCACCUGGCUCAACCUGAAGAGUGACCAGCGUUUGCCCUUCAAUCUGCAUGCUCUGCUCUAUCAUGUCUGCAGCGGCACACUGGAUCCCUUCGAUCACUGUGCGGUGCGUGUGCUCUUAAAUCGUUGGCGCUGACCUUGAAGACUUCUGGGCCUGUGGCGCUUUCUGUUUGCGGGCGCAUUAAAAUGUCUGUCAGGCAGUUGAGGAACAUUGGAUUU
Drosophila hydei is the source of this 1089-nucleotide messenger RNA. RefSeq lists its product as uncharacterized. NCBI's taxonomy places the organism in Eukaryota, Metazoa, Arthropoda, Insecta, Diptera, Drosophilidae. Bases 251 to 1006 code for a protein of 251 amino acids. The record is from RefSeq and is a predicted model, not a curated record. The transcript has a single exon.